UGUGACAAAUUGAGCAUCCGACCUAACUACACGUAUCUAUGGCUGGAUAUGGUAAGAGGAGCUGGGGCUGAUUGAAUGAGACUGGAAUUUCACUGCACAGCUGCUGGCCCCUCUUGUGUGCUCUUUGUGCAGUUCAUUAUGUAAUAAGGACACUCCCUCCACUCCCCCCACCACUCCACUACUCCAUUCAUGUGUAGGCUCUUUCUACCAGCGUGCACUUUUCAAUCCAGCAAAAGAGGUGACUACUCAUCACCACACCACAUAAUCACUACUCGUCAUGGCAACCACGACAACCCAGGCUGGCUAUGAAGGUGACUACGUGCAAAGAUUUCAGUUCUUCCUCCAGCAUUCGGGGGAACACAUAGCCAUGCGAGAGUUCAUGGACAAAGUUCUCCCUGGUGAAUUUGCAAGAAUUGGAGAGGGGAAAUCUGACCUGAACUUUCUUGGUGUUGGAAGUGGCCAAGGUGAAAUGGACUCUCACAUGCUGGGUAUUCUGCAGUCGAAGUUUCCCAAGACUCCAAUCAGCGCUCACAUUGUGGAACCAAGCAAAGCACUCAUUGAAAACUUUAAAGCUUCAGUGGCUAAGGCCUCCAACCUCCAAAAGAUUCCAUUCACCUGGAAUAAUGUAUCAUGCGCUGAAUAUGAAAAACAAGUUAAGGACACCAGAGACACAACAAGAUUUGACUUCAUGAACAUGAUUCAGAUGCUAUACUACAUGGACGAUUAUGUUGCUGUCAUCAAGUUUUUCCACGGCCUGUUGAGAGAGAAGGGAAGACUCAUGAUCAUUCAUGAAGCAGCUGGCAGUGGCUGGGGUACUCUGUGGAGCACCUUCACACAGGAUCUCUGCACCAAGUCGGUCACCAAGUACAUUUCUGAUGCCGACAUCAAAGGCGAGCUGGACAAGAUGGGUCUGAAGUACGAGGAGCACAGCAUCCCCAACACCAUGGACAUCACCGAGUGCUUCGUCCAGGGCAGCAAACUGGGAGCGAUGCUGCUGGACUUCAUGACUGACCAGGAUAGCUUUGAAAAGGCCUUCAGCCCAGAGAUGAAAGCCAAGAUUCUGGACAUGCUCCGCAACAAGUGCUGCACAGAGAAGGACGGCCGUCUGCUGUUCAACUGCAGCCUGACUUGUCUGCUCGUACACGCUUAACUCACACAUUCUCUGUUCUGCCCCACAUACUGUAAUACUGUUAGCUGUAGAUGGCAGACAUGCAUGUUAUGUGUAGUUAACCCACACACUCUCUGUCUUACCACACAAUACUGU
Molecule: messenger RNA, 1264 nt
Organism: Sardina pilchardus (European sardine)
Lineage: Eukaryota; Metazoa; Chordata; Actinopteri; Clupeiformes; Clupeidae
Product: histamine N-methyltransferase-like
Exons: 7
Coding region: 278-1150 (290 amino acids)
Molecular function (GO): N-methyltransferase activity
Source: RefSeq, a predicted model, not a curated record